GAAACAAAUUUAAAGAUGACAAAAGUACUACAAAAAGUCAAUAUUUUAAAGAAUAAAAAAAAACUCAACCAUCCCUUUUAAAUUCAUAUAUGUACAUUUCUUCCCUCUCUCCAUCAUCCUUAGCUUUACCUUGGCUCUUUAUUUUAAUUUCCAAUGGUUUUGCGUGGCGAAGAGCUUGAGUUUAAUCUAAGAGAAUGGGCACGACAAGGCCAUUUAACUCGCGAAGAUCAAAGUUCUAGAAGGUUCUCUGCCUCUUGUAUCCGAAGCUUCCGAGAAGACCACAAGUCUUGUACAACAAACGUCACCAUCUCUAGUACUGCCUCUUCUCCGGGUUACUCCCUCAAAGAUGAGAUCGAUCCAUCAAAUUAUUCCUUCAGUAGUGCACUCAAGGCAUUGCAAGCAAAAUCAGUGUACAAGAAGAAUUGGGAUUGGUUGAAACCAGAAGGAGUUGAGCUAAACUCGAAAUGGAACGAAGCAGAGAAGUAUAUAUGCAAUCCUUUAUCUGGUGAAGUUCCUUUGGAGUGUUUGUCUUCUAAAACCCUAAAUUCAAGAUCUUUCAGAAACUUAUCCACCAAGCAUGCUCCACUCAUGAUUUUACCUUCUAAUUAUAAUCUCAACAUUCCAAGAACGGUUAAUCCUAAAGUUAGAAUCAUUCAUGAGGAUCCUAGAUCUCCCGAUCCUGUUCUAAUUCAAGAUAAGAAAGUUGUGGGGUCUAAACGAGAUGUCGUGAGUGCACAGGGAAAUGUUAGUGCAGCAAAGACGACGCCGAUCAUGGAGAGAUUAACGAAAAGACAGGUGGGAGCUGAUGAUUCGCCUGUUGAGUAUGCACUAAAGUUGAAAGCUCAACAAGAGGAUGUGAAGUUAGAAGAAAAUGAGCAAAAUAUGAUGACAAAAGAAAUUCAAGAAGAAAAGAAAGAGAAGAAGAAGAGAAGAGGAAGUGGGUUUUCCUCAUGGAUAAGGAAAAUGCAAAGACAACCAAGAAAAUCCAAAUGCAUAUUUCUCAUUUGUCUUCCUCAUCUUAUCAAAGCUUCUUGAGAUUCAAACCAAUCAUUUUGGGAUAUUGGUUACACAAUAUUGGAGCAAUGUAUGCAAGAUCAUAUGCCAAUUUCUAUCCUUUUUUGCUUGUAUAUUUAUAUAUAUAAUAUGGAUUUUCCUGAUCAUAGAGUUUUUUAUUGAACUUAUUAAUGUUUUUACUGGCA
Arabidopsis thaliana (thale cress) is the source of this 1199-nucleotide messenger RNA. Its product is annotated as mental retardation GTPase activating protein. Lineage: Eukaryota; Viridiplantae; Streptophyta; Magnoliopsida; Brassicales; Brassicaceae. The transcript has 5 exons. Bases 154 to 1035 code for a protein of 293 amino acids. The record is from RefSeq and is marked reviewed.